AUGCCUCUAUCAUUAACAUCGACAACGCCAUCACAACAUCGCAAUACAGCACAUCGCGUCAAGAUCCUGCGCAUCGUCGCUGCAGUCCGUAUAAAAUUCCGACUUGUACCCAUCGAACGAGCGACUCCGCUUCUGCGCCAGUCUGCCCCUUCGUUGGAACAACCGGGGGCUGUAGAAGGGUCCUGGUUCAGUCCUGCCAGCUAUGCUCUGGAGGGCUGA
Messenger RNA from Fusarium venenatum, 219 nucleotides. NCBI's taxonomy places the organism in Eukaryota, Fungi, Ascomycota, Sordariomycetes, Hypocreales, Nectriaceae. The record is from RefSeq and is a predicted model, not a curated record.